Nyctereutes procyonoides (raccoon dog) is the source of this 1260-nucleotide messenger RNA. RefSeq names its product actin, alpha skeletal muscle 2. Lineage: Eukaryota; Metazoa; Chordata; Mammalia; Carnivora; Canidae. Bases 1 to 1260 code for a protein of 419 amino acids. The record is from RefSeq and is a predicted model, not a curated record. The transcript is spliced from 10 exons.
AUGGCUCCCGUCCAGGUCACGCACAACAUGAUGAAUGUGCCCGUCGUCUGUGACUAUGGCUCAGGCUUCAGCAAGGUGGGCUUUUCGGGCACAGAAGCUCCCCUGGCCAUGUUCCCCACCAUCCUCGGGAAACUUCGACACGAUAAUCCUUUGGUGGGGAUGGAAGAGGAAGACUGGUUCAUCGGAGACGAGGCUCAGGAAAAGCGAGGGGACCUUAAUCUGCAAUAUCCCAUCUCCCGGGCGACCGUCGCUAACUGGGACAACAUGGAGAAGAUUUGGCAUCACUCCUUCUACCAGGUGCUCCGCAUCGCCCCGGAGCAGCAUCCUCUGAUGGUGACAGAGCCGCCUUUAAACACAAUGCCCAGCAAAGAGAAGAUGUCACAGAUCCUGUUUGAGACCUUCAACGUGCCGGCCCUGUACUUAGCCAACCAGGGAGUCCUUUCUCUAUACGCCUCUGGCCAGACCUCGGGAACAACCAUUGAAUCUGGAGAAGGAAUGACAUACUUUGUGCCCAUCAUUGACGGCUGUGCUUUACAUCAGUCGACCAUCCAGGUGGAUAUAGCAGGCCAAGACCUAACAUUGUACCUCCUGAAACUAUUGACAAACAGUGGGCACUCGUUGGUGAGCACAGGUGAUCGGGAGUACAUCCGGAACAUAAAAGAAAAAUGCUGCUAUGUGGCUCUGGACUUCAACAAGGAGAAAGUGAAAGCUGACUGUCCUUCCUAUGCACAGAAGUAUCAGCUGCCCGAUGGCCAGGAGAUCACCCUUGGGCGGGAGAAGUUCUUCUGCCCUGAAGGGCUUUUUCAGGCAGAUCUCAUAGGGAGACGUGAGCUAGGCAUCCACAUGAAGGCCUUCCAGAGCAUCAGCUCCUGCAAUUCUGCCCUCUGGAAGAUUCUCUUCAGCCACAUCGUAUUGUCUGGAGGAACUGGCUCCUGUUCUGGCUUGUGCUUCCGGUUGCAGAAAGAAAUAUCUGCCCUGGUUUCCCCUACGAUUAACGUGAAGGUGUCCACCUGCCCCUAUUCCACUUACAGUGCCUGGGUGGGCGGCUCCAUCCUGUGCUCACUCUCCACCUUCAAGGACAUGUGGGUCACUAGCAAAGAGUAUAAGGACAUCGGUGCCUCUAUCCACCGCAAGCCCAUGCUGCCCCCCCACCCCGCCCCCCGAGUUGGAACCAGCCUGGCCGAGAGCCCCUCCCGCUGGCUGUGUGGCCGUCUCUACCCCACAUCUCAGCCGCCAGAACAAGCAGCAGGCUUGGACUGA